AUGACUGACAUUUCUACCCCCCUUUCAUUCACCUCUAAAGGAGCCACCAAAGACAUGGGGAAAAUGUUGGGUGGGGAAGAGGCUGAGAAGGACCCUGAUGCGGAGAAAAAGGAGGAGGAAAGACAAGAGGCACUUCGACAACAGGAGGAGGAGAGGAAGGCAAAAUAUGCAAAAAUGGAAUCGGAGAGAGAAAACGUCCGACAGGGCAUCAGGGAUAAGUACGGCAUCAAGAAGAAGGAGGAGAAGGAAGCCGAGGCCCAGGCUGCUUUGGAUCAGGCAGCAGAGGGGAGUCUUACCCGCCCCAAGAAGGCCGUCCCAGCCGGCUGUGGUGAUGAGGAGGAGGAAGAGGAAAGUAUCAUGGACACGGUCAUGAAAUUCCUCCCUGGUCCAUUUAUGGAUAUGUUCAAUAAAAAGUAA
This is a messenger RNA of Salvelinus namaycush (lake trout), 417 nucleotides long. RefSeq names its product complexin-1-like. NCBI's taxonomy places the organism in Eukaryota, Metazoa, Chordata, Actinopteri, Salmoniformes, Salmonidae. The transcript has 2 exons. Gene Ontology annotation, cellular component: SNARE complex; terminal bouton. The record is from RefSeq and is a predicted model, not a curated record. Gene Ontology annotation, molecular function: syntaxin binding. Gene Ontology annotation, biological process: synaptic vesicle exocytosis; regulation of neurotransmitter secretion; neurotransmitter transport. Bases 1 to 417 code for a protein of 138 amino acids.